AUGGGCCACGUGCGUGCGUCGUCCGUCGACGCGGUCCUCGAGUCGGUCUUCCCGGACCAGAAGUAUCUCUUUCAGUACCGUUCGCUCGCGCAAGCAAGGUCCACUCCUGUUCGCCUCACACCGCUCUCGUCCCGCCGCGCUCGCUUUUUGACGAAUUACUGCCCCAUCGACCAGGUUCCACUGCAAGAGCCUUGCGACGUCACCGACAUUCGACUGCUCCUCAACCCGGACAUUGCUGGCCUCUUUGAUCAGGAGCAGCUCCUUCGCGUCCUCGACAUGUCCGUCGAUGAGCUUUUUACUCUCGACCAAGCGUGCGGCGCUGCUACGAAGAGCGUCGUGGCGUACGUCUCGACAUGCUUCAGCCGGCUCGUGGCUACGGCUGCGGAAAUGGCCAUUGCACUUUUCGAAGCCGCGCACGAAGCCGUGACGCCACACGAAACUCGACAGGCUCAAGGAACAUUGACGUCCAUCCAGCAGCGGUUGCAUACCCCGCGCUGUUUGAAGGCCUGGCCCACCGCUGCGCCCGCCAACCACUUUCAAAAGGAGCUCGAUCGCCGCCGCAAGCUUCAAUCGCAACUCGAUCGCGCUGUUUGGCACGCCCAAGAGUGGGCCCGGGAUCAAUGCUCCGUCCAAGCACUCAUGGUGGCGGCCGCGCAGCGCAUCCCGUUGGCGGUCCGUCGUUUCCAGACGAUUUUUAUGCGUCUGCGCCUUCGGCUGCUCUACGAUCGCUUUCACCGGUGGGAGGUCCAAGUGCGCUGGGCACAGGUUCAAGACCGUGUCCACCGCUUCUUUACAACGUAUUACGUCUUUUGA
Saprolegnia parasitica CBS 223.65 is the source of this 813-nucleotide messenger RNA. RefSeq lists its product as hypothetical. The record is from RefSeq and is a predicted model, not a curated record. Lineage: Eukaryota; Oomycota; Saprolegniomycetes; Saprolegniales; Saprolegniaceae. The transcript is spliced from 6 exons. The coding region runs from base 1 to 813 and encodes 270 amino acids.